Linum tenue is the source of this 2117-nucleotide messenger RNA. The record is from the annotation of a GenBank genome assembly. NCBI's taxonomy places the organism in Eukaryota, Viridiplantae, Streptophyta, Magnoliopsida, Malpighiales, Linaceae.
CCUGCUUUGGUUAUUGGGUCGAUCAGCUUAGGUUUUGAGGUCCGAGUAACGCAAUCCACAAUCAGGUAGGCCCACUGAAAAGCCCGUUACGAGCCCAAAGACUGGACAGGACUAUGCAUAUUUGGGCCGUCAAUGAAUAAAAAUAAAUAAAUAAAAAAGAUAAUUCCUUCUUUUCUCCUUCGGUCAUCAUCUGUCACUGGAUCCAUCGGUUUACUUCUCCUCCAGCUUCCCCCAAAACCCUCAAAUCAAUGGCGUCUUCCUACACGAUUUGGGCACUAAUCCUCGCCAGUCUCUUCUCCGUCAACACCGCCUCCACUCUCCCCGGCGAAGAUACGGGAGGCGGAAACAGCAGCAGCCUCUCCGCCUACCAGGUCCUGCAGCAGUACGACUUCCCGGUCGGGAUCCUGCCCAAGGGAGUCACCGGAUACAAGAUCGACCGCGAAACCGGGAAGUUCGAGCUCUACCUGCCGGCGACCUGCAAGUUCAAGAUCGAUUCGUACGAGCUGGAGUACGGGACGACGGUCAGCGGCGUGGUGACCACAGGGAAGAUCAGCAAUCUGGAAGGCGUGAAGGUGCACAUCUUGUUCAUCUGGCUCAACAUCGUCGAGGUCGUUCACUCCGGCGACCAGAUGCAGUUCUCUGUUGGAAUCGCCUCCGCUGGGUUCCCCCUCGAUGGGUUUUACGAGAGCCCGCAGUGCGGAUGUGGGUUCGAUUGCGACGGGUUGGAGGAGGAGGAGUUGUUGGUGGGUUCUGCUGUUUCCUCGAUCUGAUUCUGUAACGAGAGAAGAGCUUGCAAGUGAAGAAGUACUUGGGCGCGGUGGCGUUCAACAACAUAACGCGGCUGGCAUUCGGGAAGAGGUUCGUGGACUCGGAGGGCGUGAUGGACGAGCAAGGGCUCGACUUCAAGGCGAUUGUCUCGAACGGGCUCAAGCUAGGAGCGUCCCUUUCCAUGGCGGAGCACAUCGAGUGGCUGCGAUGGAUGUUCCCAUUGGAGGAAGGUGCGUUCGCUCAGCACGGUGCACGCAGGGACAGGCUAACUCGGGCGAUCAUGGAGGAGCACACCGAGGCUCGCAAGAAGAGUGGGGAUACGAAGCAGCAUUUCGUCGAUGCGUUGCUCACGUUGAAGGAGAAGUACGAUCUCAGCGAGGACACCAUCAUCGGACUUCUCUGGGACAUGAUCACGGCAGGGAUGGACACGACAGCGAUCUCGUCCGAAUGGGCGAUGGCAGAGAUCAUCAAGCACCCGAGGGUCCAGCAGAAGCUCCACGACGAGAUGGACCGGGUCAUCGGAUUCGAACGAGUAAUGAUCGAGUCCGACUUCUCGAGCCUACACUACCUCCAAUGCGUGGUCAAGGAGUCCCUCAGGCUGCACCCUCCGACCCCUCUAAUGCUCCCCCACCGGUCCAACGCCAACGUCAAGAUCGGCGGCUACGACGUGCCCAAGGGUUCGAACGUCCACGUCAACGUGUGGGCGGUGGCUCGUGAUCCGGCGGUGUGGAAGGACCCGUUGGAGUUCAGGCCGGAGAGGUUCAUGGAAGAGGACGUGGACAUGAAGGGACACGAUUUCCGGCUGCUGCCCUUUGGUGCCGGGAGGCGGGUUUGCCCCGGGGCGCAGCUGGGGAUCAACUUGGUGACUUCGAUGUUGGGUCAUUUGUUGCACCAUUUCCAGUGGAGUUCGCCGGAAGGGGUUAAGCCGGAGGAGAUCGACAUGUUGGAGAAUCCCGGGUUGGUGACUUACAUGAGGACGCCGGUGAUGGCGACGGCGACUCCGCGGCUGCCUUCUCACUUGUACAAGCGUGUGGCUGCGGAGAUGUAAAAGAAAAGCCGGUUAGGAAUGUUUGUUGUACAUUUGUAUUGUACUCUUGACUGAAAGGCGAGGAUUCCAAAAACUUUGAAGAUGGUUUUUUUCUUCUGUACUUGUUUGUAUCAUUUACAAACUUCUGGCAUAAAUUUGAAGAACCCAAUUUUAGUUUUGGGUGUUUUUUUUUUUUUUGGAUAUUUGAUAUGAGAAGAUUAAUUCUUAGUAUGGUUGAAUGUGCUGUAUGUGGAAGGAUGAAAUUGAAAACGAAUUAUGAACUUCCGGUGGAUGACACAUUCUUUCACUCUCUUUUCCCCAA